AUGGGUCUUAUACAAUCUGUAUUAUGCUCUAUGACGUUUUGCAUCGAAAGGGUACUAACGUGGACAUGCUGUGCGUUUGUACUGAUGUUACUUAUGUUCACCAUUAUAAUUUUAAUGAUAUAUGGUAUAUCCGUCGGUUAUCACUAUGCGCAGAAGGAGCUGGCUUCUUUCGCAAUGUCUGCAAGAUCCACGACAGAACCAUCUGUACUGCGAGCCGGUCCAGAAUCGAGGCGUGUCGUGCGACUUGUCGCCGUAAACAGGUCGCAAGUGGAACACGCCCCACAUCCUAUACUCGAAGUAUAUCAAACUAAAAAGCCUGAAGAAAAAAUAUACAUAGAAACAUCAGAAACUCCAAUUGUUGUCCUUGAAACGGAAAGGCCGUCGAAAGAACCCGCACUAUCUCCACAUGAAAAAGAAUUGGCCCGCAGACUCAUCGGUCGUUUUCGCCGUUCACGAAAUAAUACUACCACUGCUGUGCCAUUCCUGAGACCGUUACGAAAUAGCACCGAAUUUUUAUUUGCGUCCACAUGAUCUAAGUUUUUCAGUUUUCAGGGAUAUGUAAUUUAAAAUUAUACUACCCGUAAUAGAGG
Galleria mellonella (greater wax moth) is the source of this 590-nucleotide messenger RNA. RefSeq lists its product as uncharacterized. NCBI's taxonomy places the organism in Eukaryota, Metazoa, Arthropoda, Insecta, Lepidoptera, Pyralidae. The coding region runs from base 1 to 531 and encodes 176 amino acids. The record is from RefSeq and is a predicted model, not a curated record. The transcript is spliced from 5 exons.